Messenger RNA from Choloepus didactylus (southern two-toed sloth), 8053 nucleotides. RefSeq names its product tRNA nucleotidyl transferase 1 (gene TRNT1). The transcript is spliced from 8 exons. Gene Ontology annotation, biological process: RNA processing. Gene Ontology annotation, molecular function: RNA binding; nucleotidyltransferase activity. The record is from RefSeq and is a predicted model, not a curated record. Lineage: Eukaryota; Metazoa; Chordata; Mammalia; Pilosa; Megalonychidae. Bases 360 to 1664 code for a protein of 434 amino acids.
GCGGCAGGGGAGGGGCGGCCUGUCUCACGGAGGGCCGGUUGCGCCGCCGCCCCGGGGUUACGGGGAAGGCCGGAGCGGGGUACGGCGAGAGGCUCUCUGGGGCUCUACGGAAAGGAGCCCGACGUGGAGUGGGAGGCCAGCGUCCCGACCUCGCUCCAGCUGACUGCGCGCUGGGUCAUCGGGCUUCCCCGGCGCGCUUUCCAUUCCUCGCAGCCGGACCGCGGAGUGUCUUUCUAGGGCUUUUCUGACCAGCACCCGGGGUUGGGGUGAGACACGUCAUUUCGGGGCCGGAGGUGAAAGGAAACCGAGUCAAUUUUUCCUUCCCCUGUGGUCUGGGUGUAUGGUUGGUGACUCUCCAGAUGUUGAGAUCCCUGUAUCCCUGGCACAGGUCGUUACUGAGCUGUAGUUGGAGUAGACUCUGUCUUCUGAAACAGUAUUUAUUUACAAUGAAGUUGGAGUCCCCAGAAUUCCAAUCACUGUUCACAGAGGGAUUGAAGAGUCUGACAGAAUUAUUUGUCGAAGAAAAUCAUCAGUUAAGAAUAGCAGGAGGAGCUGUGAGGGAUUUAUUAAAUGGAAUAAAGCCUCAAGAUGUGGAUUUUGCUACCACUGCUACCCCUGCUCAAAUGAAGGAAAUGUUUCAGUCUGCUGGUAUUCGUAUGAUAAAUAACAAAGGAGAAAAGCAUGGAACAAUUACUGCUAGGAUUCAUGAAGAAAAUUUUGAAAUUACUACACUCCGGGUUGAUGUCAUCACUGAUGGAAGACAUGCUGAGGUAGAAUUCACAGCUGACUGGCAGAAAGAUGCUGAACGCAGAGACCUCACUAUAAAUUCUAUGUUUUUAGGUUUUGAUGGUACCUUAUUUGACUACUUUAAUGGUUAUGAAGAUUUAAAAAAUAAGAAAGUUAGAUUUGUCGGUCAUGCUAAACAGAGAAUACAAGAAGAUUAUCUUAGAAUUUUAAGAUAUCUCAGGUUUUAUGGGAGAAUUGUAGAAACCCCUGGUGACCACGAUCCUGAGACUUUAGAAGCAAUUGCAGAAAAUGCAAAAGGUUUGGCUGGAAUAUCAGGAGAAAGGAUUUGGGUGGAACUGAAAAAAAUUCUUGUUGGUAACCACGUAAACCACUUGAUUCACCUUAUCUAUGACCUUGGUGUGGCUCCUUACAUAGGUUUACCUACUAAUGCCAACUUACAAGAAUUUAACAAAGUCAGUCAAAAUGUUGAAGGGUUCUCACCAAAGCCACUGACUCUCUUGGCUUCAUUAUUCAAAGUACAGGAUGAUGUCACAAAAUUGGAUUUGAGAUUGAAGAUUUCCAAAGAAGAGAAAAACCUUGGCUUAUUUAUAAUUAAAAACAGGAAGGAUUUAGUUAAAGCAGCAGAUAGUUCAGAACCAUUAAAACCCUAUCAGGACUUCAUUAUAGAUUCUAGGGAACCUGAAGCGACGACUCGCAUAUGUGAGCUACUGAAGUAUCAAGGAGAGCAUCGUCUUCUAAAGGAAAUGCAGCAGUGGUCCAUUCCUCCGUUUCCUGUAAGUGGCCAUGACAUCAGGAAAGUGGGCAUUUCUUCAGGAAAAGAAAUUGGGGCUCUAUUGCAACAGUUGAGAGAACAGUGGAAAAAAAGUGGUUACCAAAUGGAAAAAGAUGAACUUUUGAGUUACAUAAAGAGAAACUAAACUGAGGAGAGCUGGCUACUGAAGUGGAAAAUUUUUGGUAAGAGUAGUUUUAUCAUUCUCCCCUUUAGUGAGAUUUAAGAGACUUGAAUAUACAGCAGAAUAACAGCCAACUUAGAAGAAUACAAUUUCAGGCACUAGACUGAAGUCUGCCUCCUCUUAAUAUGACUUAUAUUGCUACUUGGCUUCCUCUUUAUCUUGGCUUUUUUUUUCUUUUUUUGCAUAGCACGGUACUAAGAUUGAUCUUAAAAAGUGGUGUUUCCUGUUGGAAGAACUUGGGUUAUUAUGUGAAACAUUUGUCUAGUUCUUACCUGAAAUCCAGCGUAAACUUGUGCUUGAAGAAAAUAGCUGACGGAUUUGCAGAAAACAUCCUGUAUAAAAUAUGAAUAGUAAUUGUGUCCCAGGUGGCUGACAUUGAUAUGUAGGAUUAGUUUUCGCAAACUAUGUUUUAGUAUGUAGGGAUAUUUUCUCUUAUUGGUUUCCUUAACUGUGCAUGGCUAGCCUGGGAAACUCAGAUUUUGGGAUUUAGCCUGGGAAACUCAGAUUUUGGGAUUGGCUGGAAGGUUAACUUCGAACCUGUUAUUUGAAGAAACGUUUCCAUAUUUAUUGUAAUUAAAAGCAUUACAUUGCUUAUUUAGAAUUUCCAUUGUUGUGCUCCUAAAUGCUUUCAGGUAAGUAGUUAUUACCCUUUCUGUGUAUCUAGUGAAGCAUCUUCAUGCUUUGUGAGCCAGUCACAAUUUAGGACCUUGAUAAAACAGUUUUGAAAAGUAUUUUUUUUAUUAAAGCCCAGCUCAGUGGAAGUAUGACAGACACUCAAUGUAACAGGGCCUAAAUUGCUAGAAAGGCAACUACAGAAACCACUGCAGACAAGUUAGUAAUUAAAUGCAUAAGCAAUCCUCUAGAUAGAAAAUAUGCAGAUUUAGCUAUUUCAGAGUGUUAUACAUAAAUGUCAGUAAACAAUAUAUAGAAUACACCUUUCAUAGGUAUAUUCUCACUGCAUCUGAUUUAGAUUUUGCUACUAAAAGGAACUCCAUGUAGAAUAUGUUUUAAUUAAGUAUAUGACCAACCAGUGAAGUCAUUAGUGCUAUAAGCCUACUAAAUUUGUUAGUAGUAGUAAUCAAGUGGAAAAAAGAAUUAGCAAGGUGAUCUAUAUGAGGUGAACAGGGCAAGAGCAUACAUUAAACAAUUUCUUGAGGUAUUUUUUCAUGUAAUAUAAUUGACAUUCAUCAGUCAAAACUGUUGCAUGUUCAGUGAAUUAUAAUCUUAAAAUUUUUUCUUAAAUGCUUGUGAGUAGAUAUUUUAAGGAAACAUUUGACUUAGUUUUGUUCCUAAAGUUCUAUUUUCUUAGAUUUACACUGAAGAACAGUGUUCAAAAUACAGUAUCAUUUCUAGCCUGCAUGAGGCAGCAUCUUUUGGUAUUUCUGCUCCACAAUAGUUUGGGUUCAAUUUCAACAUACUACCCAGGAUCAAACACCAAAGCAAAUACACAAAAUACUAUUUCUAAAUAAAAACUUAUACUCAAACUCUGUAUUUUAACUCUUUAAUAUUUUCAAGAUUUACAAAUCAAGAAGCUAAAGAAAGUUGAAAGCCCUUUUAAAAUAACAUAUACCCACUUGCCUCCUUGAAAAAGGAACAUGCUUGUGCUUGGCACUCUCACAACUUUUGCCAUUUGGAGCAGUGUUACAAAUAUGCUGUCCCAGAUAACUGAUUUCACAGGAUUAUGGCACCAAGCUAUUAAUAUAGAUAAUCUUGACAUCAACCUUACAUUCUAGACUGCUUUUCACCCUCUCCGUUAGCAUACUUUCACAUACAGUUUGACUAAGAAGCUGCCACCUUCCAUGUAAUGUUGCUGUUUACUCAGGUAUGCAUCAGAGGCAAUAAUUUUCAAAGCUGAGGAGUUAAGAAUAGUUAUUGAACUUUAUCCUUACCAUCUCUGUUUACAAGCAAAGUAUUACUUUGUCUGGGCUUAGUUCAUCUUCGGUGUCUGGGAUUGUGGGUAACAAAGCAGAUCGGGUCAAACCCCAAAACUUUUGAGGUGACAUGUCUUUUUUGGUGGCUGUAAAUUUCCAUCCAACAUGGCUUGCACAGAUCCUGCACUGGGCAACAGUCCAGGCAUACCUAUGAAAUUAAGGAAGGGUAUCAGGUAUGGAAACAUUUCUGUACUCCAAGUCUAUCAUCAUCUAAACCUGUUAGGGAGAGAGAUGUAGAGCCAAAUUUUAGGGAUUGAGAACAAAAAUAGUCUGAUGCAAACAGUGUCCACUAAUUAUGGUCAUGAAAUAUGGUAUAGUCUGUAGAUGUAAUUGUUUAGUGACUUGACUGGAUAGUCUUAAUACAAAGACAAGGAUUUCUUUCAACAAAUUGCUGGUUGCCGAAACCACAUUGUAACUUUGUAGCUGAUUAUACUUUGUUGUUUUGUACAGUAGUCAAAUUUGGCAGGGAUGGGGUGAAUGCAUAGUAUUUCUCAUAAUAUUUGUAAAUUAAUGAAUUUGUCAGAUAAUUUAACUAGAAAUGAACAUCAUGAUAUUUUUGUUAAUGAAAACAAACUAAACUAUGCAGUUAUAAACAUUUGCUUACUUUUAUUCCUAGGGAUAAUAUUCCACACCUAGUAUUCACGUUACACACCCUAGUCCUAGAUUUACUCCUUAAGGGUGCCAGUACAGUGGCAUGGUCCUCAGACCAAAAUGGUAUUAUCAUUAUCACUAACCUCUCAUCAGCCUGCCUCUGAAAAUAAUAUAGCUAAGGGACUCUUAACCAGGUGCUACUGGUCCAACUUUGAGAACCAAUGCAGGACACAAAUCAUGCAAAUUAGAAGAAAAGCAGGAAUCAGUGGAUUCUGCAUCACUGUAUCAUAAAAUAGUUGGUUUUCAGAAUGAGAUGAUGAGCUAAGUUUAGAUACACCACAUGUAUAGUAAUUUGGGGAUAACUGCAAUUGCCAACCUUCUUUCUUCCUAUAGCUGUACCCAGCCAUUCAUAGAAGGAAAAGCACUUAAACAGAGUUAUUAAUUUCACUAUUUUAAAAAUUAUACCCCCCAUUUUAAAAAUUAUACCCCCCAACAAAAAAAGAACUACUGCAGUUAUAUUACCCAGGAAACCAGCUGUGCUCUGUUGACGUCCUGCCUAUCAGAUUCAAGUUGCAAGCCUUGUACACGGUAAGUGUCUCAUGCACAUAUCCAUGAGGAUUCACAUAAGCUGCCAUCGGCCCACAUAAGGAUAAACUAAAACAGAAUCAGCAUAAAGCAUAAGUCAAAGUAGGGAAAAACAUAUUAAUUCUAUUCACUUAGUUUUUCUUUUAAGUUCACUAAUAACUAAGGUUAUUACCUAAUAUCAGAAUCCAGGUUGUUUUUCUUUUGUUCAGCCUGAGUAUCUUCCACAAUAAGGAAAAGGGAAAUAGUUCUACUUCCCUAAACUCUCCUCAGUAUAUACACUGUAAAAUAUGUUGAGAUGAAGUUCCUCUUGAUAGAUUAAGUGCAAUGAAAAAGUCUACUUUGGUCAUCCCAGACAGCAGUUUCCUUUUAAUUUGGAACACUAUUGUAUCACAGCAUCAGUACAUAUUUUGGAAGCAUGACUACUUUCUCUUUGGCCCUCUGUAGUACCCUUUUCAGCAAGGAUGGGGGGACGAAGUAGAUGGAAAAAUUUAAUGCCCAGUUGUUUAACUUGACCAUGCCCACUGCCUCCUCCAAACAGCUCACGUAUCUGCUGUUGCACUGACUUCCUACCCAAGGAACUUUGGAUAAGAGAGAAAAAAUAGAUGGGAAACUUCUUAAUAUAAAGAUCUCACCUGAAUAUUUCAUUUUUGGUGGUUAUUUCUGUUUCUUGACACUGCUUACAGCAAAGGGAUGUGCACUGAAAAAUUUAAGAGGAAUCUAUGAGCAGAAACGAUAUUCAAAAAACAGUAUGAUGAAGCUAAGCAGGUUUUAAAGAUCUCUUUCUGAGCCUGAGAUCAGUCACAUACUCAUAAAACUAAAUGACUAGGAUAAAGAAGCAGUACUGGUUUAUUAGAUACAGGUAUUCACAUUUGAGGAAAUGGGAAGCAAUUCAAGUUUGCCUGGAUGAGCCCACAUGGGAUGUUUAUUUAAAAUACCAUGAGGUGUACACAGCUGUUAUUUUAAAUACAUGAUUAUGUAACUGGAUUCAGUAGCUGGCUCUCACAGUUUGACUGUAGGUCCCUAGGUCCCAAUUCUGCAUCCUAGUUCCCCAGACUGACCAAACCACAGGUAUUAUGAAUGUAUUAACUUCUACUCACUUUAUUCAUAAUGUCUAGUUCACAGCGAAGUCGUUGGAUAGCACUACCAAUUUUAAGGAGCUGAAUUCUUAAUACAUCAUCAAUAGGAAGACAAGCAGCUACUCUGUAAGAAAAAUCUUAAAAACAUGCACAGUUUUUCAGUUUUAAACUUACAAAUCAAAAAGCUCCUUUUGAAAUAAGUCCUUAUCUGCAGGGUUCCCAAAGGACACAUUUUAUACAAAUAAUUCUACAGUAUAUCAAUUAUCAAGUGUAUAGUCUUAAGUGCAAUAGUUCUUUCACCACUUAUUUGCCAACAGACUAGAAAAAAACAGCUCAGCUGCAACUUAUAAGCAGAUAUAGAAAAAAAAUAGAAGUUUAAUCCUGGAACUAGGAUCACUUUUAAAGACACUUAAAAGAAUGAGGAUACACUGAGGGAAAGCUUUUGGAUGACAGCCAUUUGUAAUUUUCAUUAAAGUGGAAAACCUGCCUAAUAAGAGUGCUCACAGCAAAUAAGAACUCUGUUACAAUCAAUUUUAAAAAUACUCAUUUUCUCAACUGCGCAAAGCAAAAAAAGGAUUUCUUGGAUUAAAGCAUUGAUUAAACUAAAAUUUUUAGUUUCAUUACAGAGAAAGCACACACUAUUCUGUAACACAGCACAGGCCACAGGGAAGAUACUUUUCAUACUUCAUACCUAUUGGAUUUGAAGGAAGAGAAUCUUCUUUUAGAUUUUCGUCCCAUUCACGCAGCUGUUUCUUGAUUCUAUCCAUUAAAGUUUCCUUGUUUAAAAUACAAGUAGCAGUAAUAAGGUUCACUGAUGUAACAUUUACUGUCAGUUUUACAAUUCUUUAACAACAGUAUUAGCAAUUUAAAAUCACUAGUAUGUGGUAAAAUAAUCCCAUCUCAGUCCCACUUCACAUGUAUCCAUUUUCUUAUGCAGAAAAAUGAUCAAGCCCCAACUGCUUUGCCUAGGACUAAAUCAGCUUUCCUGGCUUCUCUGCAUUCAUCUAGCACUUUGCCAUCUACAUACCAUACAUGGCACCUAUUUACUCUGUAAGCUUAUUUUCACAAGUGUACCCAAAAAUAUUCUUGUAUAUUGUGUACUUAACAAUGACCCAAAAGCUGCUGAAGGGCAAAGAUCAACUACACAGUUGCUUUUAGUGCCCUGCAUAUCAUGUAUGCUGCCACUCUACUUGCUCCAGAUUUCUGGGCAACAUGAUUAAGAGAAAUGACUAAUGUCCGGUGAAUGGCUACUAUGUGCAAGUGCAAUAUCUUCUAUCCUCAUUUUAUAUAUUCUUAGGAGAAGCCUUUUGCCUCUAAGGACACCAGAAGUGAUGGAGUAGAGCUUUGAACCCAUUAUGUGUGUCCAAAACCCAGGUUCUUUAAAUUCUUCCAGCAGUCUAUCUCAGCAGGUUAGCAAGAUGUGGCCAUGCCUAGUAUUUCACUCAUGGAUGCAUCAAGUAGUAACACUAAAUAGUGACCCAGAGACAGAAGCUACUAUGCUUGCUUAAAAAAAACCAAAACAUUCUCAAGGAUUUGUGAAUUUUCUAAAUGUAACCACUACCUGACACAACAAAAUUUCACACGGGCUGCUGCAUAAAUCCUAGUCUCUUACUAUUGUCCAUUAUAAGCCACUAGAAAACUGAAAGAAGUUGAAAUCCUAUAAAUUAGAGGCAAAGUCUACCCAGCUGUAUCUCUCACUCCUGUCCUUUCUACAUUACAUGUACAUACCCAAUAUCAUCAUUUCUGAAAACAAAACACCACUGAGUAUGACAGCCAAUAUUUUGUUCUCAUGACCCUUCAUCAUGACAAGGCUCACCCUAGACUGAAAAAGUUUAAUGUACGUUACUUACAGCAUCAUAUAAAGAAUACAGCCAGCGAGGCCAUGAAGUCAGAUUUGCACAAUGAAACUUUCUCUGAAAAAGAAAAAAGUCACUUACAAAGAACCACACAGAGUGAAGGCAAGAAAGUCAAUCACGAUUUCAGUUUCCUAGUUUUUGCUUUGUCCUUUUUUCCUCAAUUGUGUUUUAACAGCUUUAUUGAAGGAAAUUUUACAUUAAGUGUGUAACUCUAUGAUUUCUACUACAGUUACCGAUUUGUAUUACCCAGUCUUCCAGUUUUUAUAUACUUGUGUUGUUUAAAUUGUAUACAAUUAAAGUCAUUUUUACCAAAA